AUGUCCUCGACGCGUUGGUCGGGAUCCCAGCUACCAGGUCUCAAAUCUUGUUCUAUCCGUCUGGGACCAUAUCAGGAUGACCAUGUGCAAACAAUGAUCAAGCAAACAGUUGACCAAGCCACGGGUAAGCAGCCAGUAGGAUGCUGUUUCACCAAAUUCUUCGACUUCGACUUUACGGCGGAAGCAAGUACCGUCCAACGUUAUAUCUUUCUCAUUCUUCCGCCUACACGCCACAGUCUCCCAAAACCGAAAAGCCCAAGCAGAUACGUUUUCUACGCCCAGUUAAGUUCAUUAUCGACCUUCAAGGGCCAGAUUUCUAUCUCUCUUCCUUCUCUUCACUAA
Messenger RNA from Aspergillus chevalieri, 342 nucleotides. RefSeq lists its product as uncharacterized. The transcript has a single exon. The coding region runs from base 1 to 342 and encodes 113 amino acids. Lineage: Eukaryota; Fungi; Ascomycota; Eurotiomycetes; Eurotiales; Aspergillaceae. The record is from RefSeq and is a predicted model, not a curated record.